UUUAACUGUCCCAAUCCCAUUUUCCCACCCCAGAUCCGCUACAAGGAGGAGUUUGAGAAGAACAAGGGCAAAGGUUUCAGCGUGGUGGCCGACACCCCCGAGCUGCAGAGGAUCAGGAAGACUCAGGAUCAGAUCAGCAACAUCAAGUACCACGAGGAGUUUGAGAGGAGCAGGAUGGGCCCCGUGCCCAGCGAGGGGUCGGAGCCCGAGCGCAGGAACUCCCCCGAGAGCGGCGGCUACCGGCCCCCCCCCCCCCCCCCCCCCCCCCCCCCCCCCCCCAGCAGCUGGGCCAGCCUGGGGGCACAGGUGAGCACCCCACAUCCCAGCUGGGGGUCGUCCAGAUCCCCACGGGUGCCUGGAUCCACCCAAACCCCAGUUGGGGAUCGCUCGAAUCCCAGUUCGGCCCAGAAGCGUUUCCGUGCCGUCUAUGACUACACGGCGGCCGAUGAGGACGAGGUGUCGUUCCAGGACGGGGACACGAUCAUCAACGUGCAGCAGAUCGAUGACGGCUGGAUGUACGGCACGGUGGAGCGCACGGGGGACACGGGCAUGCUGCCCGCCAACUACGUGGAGGCCAUCUGAGCCCGGGGCCACCUCGGCCCCGCCCUGUCCCCUCCCCUGUCCCCUCCCCUGUCCCCGUGGCUCCGCGCCGUGUCCGGUUUCUCUCGCCGAUUCU
Ficedula albicollis (Collared flycatcher) is the source of this 676-nucleotide messenger RNA. RefSeq names its product LIM and SH3 protein 1 (gene LASP1). Gene Ontology annotation, molecular function: actin filament binding. The annotation marks the transcript as partial. Gene Ontology annotation, cellular component: focal adhesion. The record is from RefSeq and is a predicted model, not a curated record. NCBI's taxonomy places the organism in Eukaryota, Metazoa, Chordata, Aves, Passeriformes, Muscicapidae. The transcript is spliced from 3 exons.